CGGCUCCGUGGCACAGCCAGCAGCCCUGCCCGGGAGAGGAGCCGCUGGGCGCACACCCAGGGCGUGAGGGGGGCAUGGAGGAGGCACCCAUGGAGCAGGGCGUGAAGUGGGCUACGGAGCUGAUUGACCAGAAGCUGGAGGAGCAGGAGGUGAGACCCUGGCGGCUCAAGAGCCAGGCCCCCAAGAUGCCGCCAGCGGUGGCGAGAAUGGACACGCCAGAGCUGGAGGACGAGAAGCGCCGCGGCCCCGUUCACUGGGGCAUCGAGGGGCUCAAGGGCCAGGGGCGGGAGAGGAAAAGCUCGCUGGACCUGCGCCGGGAGAUCAUCCACGUGGGCGGCAUCCAGUACCUCUUCGAGCUGCGCAAGACGCGCCGGAAACGCAGGGAGGAGAAGGCGGCGCCGGAGCCCGAGCCCGAGCCGGAGCCUGAGGAGAUCGUGGGCCCUGUGGAGGAGGAGGCGUUCCUGAGGGCAGCUGUGCAGGGCAAGAUCCGUGUUAUUGAGAAGUUCCUGGGGGACGGGGGCUCCCCUGACACCUGUGAUGAGUUCCACCGGACGGCCCUGCACCGUGCCUCGCUGGAAGGGCACAUGGAGAUCCUGAAGACGCUGCUGGACCAUGGCGCUGCCGUGGAUUUCCGAGACCGGCUGGACUGCACGGCCGUGCACUGGGCCUGCCGGGGGGGACACCUGGAUGCCGUGAAGCUGCUGCAAGACCGAGGCGCUGACCUCAACCUGAAAGAUAAGCUCCUGAGCACCCCCCUGCAUGUGGCGACCCGAACUGGGCAGACUGACAUUGUGGAGCACCUGAUCAACACAGGGGUGGAUGUCAACUCCCGGGACAGGGAGGGGGACAGCGCGCUGCAUGACGCCGUGCGGCUCAACCGCUACAAGAUCAUUAAGAUGCUGAUCCUGUACGGGGCGGACAUGAUGGCCCAGAACCUGGCAGGAAAGACCCCCACAGAUCUGGUGCAGCUCUGGCAGGCAGACACCCGGCAGGCGCUGGAGACGCAGGAGCCUGGCGAGACGGAGGCCCCGGCGUGAGGGGUGGGCGGAAGGGCCCUGGGCUGGGGAACGGGACCCAUUGCACGACUCCCAGCUGCGUGAAUCUCAGAAUAAAACCCAGUGAACAAGA
This is a messenger RNA of Gopherus evgoodei (Goodes thornscrub tortoise), 1128 nucleotides long. It is a transcript of the gene ANKRD2, whose product is annotated as ankyrin repeat domain 2. Gene Ontology annotation, molecular function: RNA polymerase II-specific DNA-binding transcription factor binding. The record is from RefSeq and is a predicted model, not a curated record. Gene Ontology annotation, cellular component: nucleus. The coding region runs from base 75 to 1037 and encodes 320 amino acids. NCBI's taxonomy places the organism in Eukaryota, Metazoa, Chordata, Testudines, Testudinidae. Gene Ontology annotation, biological process: regulation of transcription by RNA polymerase II. The transcript is spliced from 9 exons.